CAAGUCGUCGCUGACGUUCUUGUCCUUCCCGUAUGUCAAACCCGCUCACCGCGAUCAGCCACCGGGGCCUUCGAUAACGGCCAACCGCCCGCCUCUAUGGCUGUCACAGCACCAAAUCGACUCACGCUCACUUACACCGACAUAAUGCUCCCGCUCCUGCUCUCUCGGCCUACAAAGCCAGUUCCUGCUCCUCGCGACUCCUCCAACCCCCUUCCUCGUCAACACUUGGCCCAACCACAGUCAGGAGUGCCUGCUGUCACCCCCCUUCACACUUCAUACCUCCUUUCGCUUCACAGUCACUAUGAGUGAUCUAGCAGUUUAUCCGUCGCUCGCCAACCCCAUUGGCGCGGGCCGCCGCGUGUCUGGCUUGACCAUCAUGACUGACCUGUCAAUGUCUAGCUUCCCGGAGUACGUGGAUCCGUUUACCUCAUCAGACGAUACCAUGACAAAUUCGCCUGCUACCAUGGCCGCCGCAAAUCGCCUCGUUGAGAAGGUCAAAGGGGACGAAGCUGGGAGGCAUCCCUCGCCUCAGCCGACCCACGUCAGCUAUCCUCUGUCCAAGGUCAACGGCAAUGGGCACAGGGUUCUGCGUUCGGCCACGGUUGGCUAUGUCGCCCCCGAGUUCAAGGGCAAGAAGGAGCAGAUGAGCCAAGCCAAGGAGUUCAUCACGAAGGGCGGCUGGAUCCCCGACGCGCUGGUCGACGCACAGGUUCAAUGGUUCUACAAUGAGCUGGGCAUCGACGAUGUCUACUUCCAGGCCGAGAACCCCGAAGUCAUCGCCAACCACAUCACUUCUCUGUAUGCCGCCAAGGUCGCCGCAUUUGCGCGCGAGGACAAGCGGGAAGAGAUCCGCUUGGACAUGGAAGCCUCGGAUCACGCCAUCUAUAUCGACACCAGCGAGCCCGGCAAGUCCGCAAUGAACGGGCCUCAAUAUGAACACCGCCUCGAGUCCAAGUACCUGGACGGCAGUGACACAUCAAAGCGUUUCCGCGUCGAGACAUUCAGGUCCCCCAGCAGCAUGGGGCAUGCAGACUUCAAGGCGACCCUGCGCUGCUACUUCGUCUACCAGUGCCAGUUCGUUGAACCCAACGCCGACCCUAAGGAAACUCGGCUUGAGGUUAUCAGCGACCGCAUGUUCCUUGCCAAGGCGACCAAGAACACCAAGCAGAUCUACCAGGAGAUCAUCGAGGCCUCUGUCAGCCGGACUGGCCCGGUCAUCGAGGUCUUCGACAUUGAAGGCUUGCAGGAGAAGCGGUUGGUCGUCGCAUUCCGCUCAAGGACUGCAAGAGGGCUGUUCAGCGCCCUCAGCGACCUCUACCACUACUACGGAGUUACGAGCUCCCGGAAGUACGUCGAGCAGUUCUCCAACGGCAUCACCGUCAUGAGUAUCUACUUGCGGCCCGCACCGAACGUCGACUCCAAGUAUCCGCCGAUCGAGGAGUCGAUCCACCAGAUCACCCAGGAGGUAUCGCUUCUGUACUGCAUGCCGCAGACCAAGCUGCACUCCCUGUUCGCUUCCGGGGAGCUGAGCUUGCAAGAGACCUCCUAUGCGCAUUGCGUGUGGGUCUUUGUGCAGCACUUCCUGAACCGCCUGGGUUCCGAGUACGCUUCGCUUGUCGCAACGCUCGACCCCAGCAACAACGGCCAUGCCGAGAUCCUAUCCAGGAUGAAGAAGCGCCUGCGCACAGAGACCUUCACUCCCGACUAUAUCCUCGAGAUCAUCCUCUCCCACCCCCAGCUCAUCCGUGCCCUGUACGCCUCCUUCGCCAGCGUCCACAUGAAGGUUGGGGCCGGUUUCGACGUCCGCAACAUCGCUCCGACCCCCACCACCGAGGUCCUUUCGGAUGCUAAGCUUAAGGACCAGAUCACCAAGGAUGUCACGAACGAGCACGAGGAGAUGGUCAUGACCGCCUUCCGCGUCUUCAACAAGGCCGUUCUCAAGACCAACUACUUCACCCCGACAAAGGUUGCCUUGAGCUUCCGGCUAGACCCCUCUUUCCUCCCCGCGAUUGAGUACCCGACGCCGCUCUACGGUAUGUUCCUCGUCAUCACAUCCGAGUCUCGCGGCUUCCAUCUGCGCUUCAAGGAUGUUUCACGCGGUGGCAUCCGUAUCGUCAAGUCGCGCAGCAAGGAGGCCUACUCGAUCAACGCCCGCAAUCUGUUCGACGAGAACUACGCUCUCGCCAGCACACAGCAACGCAAGAACAAGGACAUCCCCGAGGGUGGCUCCAAGGGUGUCAUCCUGCUGGACCCCAAGCAACAGGACAAGGCGCGCGAGGCGUUCGAGAAGUAUAUUGACAGCAUUCUGGACUUGCUGCUCAAGGCCGAGACACCGGGCAUCAAGAACCCCAUCGUCGAUCUCUACGGGAAGGAGGAGAUUGUCUUUAUGGGCCCGGAUGAGAACACGGCCGACCUUGUCGACUGGGCCACAGAGCACGCCCGCAACCGUGGCGCCCCCUGGUGGAAGUCGUUCUUCACCGGCAAGUCGCCAAAGCUUGGCGGCAUCCCUCACGACACAUACGGCAUGACGACGCUGUCGGUGCGGGAGUAUGUCAAGGGUAUCUAUCGCAAGCUCAACCUCGACCCAUCGACUGUGAGGAAGAUGCAGACAGGAGGGCCCGACGGCGAUCUGGGAAGCAACGAAAUCCUUCUCAGCAACGAGAAGUACACGGCCAUCGUCGACGGCUCGGGUGUUUUGGUUGACCCCAAUGGCAUCAACAAGGAAGAGCUGCACCGCCUCGCCAAGAAGCGCCAGAUGAUUGUGCACUUUGACUUGUCCAAACUGACCAAGGACGGCUACCGGGUGCUGUGCGACGACUCGAACAUCACCCUGCCCACCGGAGAAGUUGUCAACAACGGCACGGCAUUCCGGAACACAUACCAUCUUCGGGAAAGCGGCUUGACCGACAUCUUCGUGCCCUGCGGCGGUCGGCCCGAGUCGAUUGACCUGGUCUCGGUCAACAAGCUCAUCAAGGACGGCAAGUCGACCGUCUCGUACCUGGUCGAGGGCGCCAACCUGUUCAUCACGCAAGAUGCCAAACUCCGCCUCGAGCAGGCCGGCUGCGUCGUGUACAAGGACGCUAGCGCUAACAAGGGCGGCGUGACCAGCUCGUCGCUCGAGGUCCUCGCGUCGCUCAGCUUCGACGACACUGGAUUCGUCGAGCACAUGUGCCACGACCGCAAGGGCAACGUGCCCGCCUUCUACCGGGCGUAUGUCAAGGCGGUGCAGGAAAAGAUCCAGGAGAAUGCCCGCCUUGAGUUUGAGGCCAUCUGGCGCGAGCACGAGCAGACGGGCAUCUCGCGCUCAAUCCUGUCGGACAAGCUGUCGACCGCCAUCACGACGCUCGACGAGCAGCUGCAGCACUCGGACCUAUGGGAGAACGAGAACGUCCGCCGCGCCGUGCUCGAGGACGCCCUGCCCAACCUGCUGAUUGAGAGGAUUGGCCUCGACACCAUCAUCCACCGCGUCCCCGACGCGUACCUGCGCGCCAUCUUUGGCAGCUACCUCGCCAGCCGGUUCGUCUAUGAGUGCGGUAGCUCACCGAGCCAGUUUGCCUUCUAUGACUUCAUGUCGAAGAGGAUGGCCAACAUCAACAAGGCCUAAUUUCACUUUUCAGUAAUUCCCUGUUUGGUAUUGGUUUGUAGCAUUUGUAUUUGGGCGAUUCGGCGUACAAAAACCACAGCAGCGUUAGAGAAAAACACACCCAGCCCAUUUUGGGCAUGGAG
This is a messenger RNA of Chaetomium fimeti, 3726 nucleotides long. RefSeq names its product Glutamate/Leucine/Phenylalanine/Valine dehydrogenase-domain-containing protein. Gene Ontology annotation, molecular function: L-glutamate dehydrogenase (NAD+) activity. The transcript has 3 exons. Bases 302 to 3604 code for a protein of 1100 amino acids. NCBI's taxonomy places the organism in Eukaryota, Fungi, Ascomycota, Sordariomycetes, Sordariales, Chaetomiaceae. The record is from RefSeq and is a predicted model, not a curated record. Gene Ontology annotation, cellular component: mitochondrion.